GACUACUUCUACUGAAAGACUGUGGUGUGUUAAGUUCACCGCACACUUCCUAGUUUCCUUUUUGUAUUAACAUUGUGCUUUUCAGAGUUAAGUGCUGCUCAGGCUCAUGGCAGCAAUGAAGCGAUGCUGGUUCAAAGAGGCACCUUUCAAGCUCUGGACCCUGCUGGCAGUUUCCCUAAUCUUUUCGCUGGAUCUGUGUGUUGCACAACGGCUCGUGAGUUUACAAAAAAGCCCUCUUGUCCGUGUUGAAGGGCACCAUACAACAAUCCAAUGUGACGUGAGUGGGUAUCAGGGAUCCCUCGAACAGGACUUUGGUUUUUCUAUCUUUCGACCAGAUAAACCUCAGUUGAAAAUCCAGAUUAUCAGCACUCAUGAUUCAGGCUUUUCAUACGCUAAGUAUGGAACCAGAGUGCGGAACAAGGAGAUUUACAUAGAGAGACUGGCAAAAGACUCAGUGCUGUUGCACAUUACAGACCUGAAACCAGAUAAUCAAGGACUGUAUGAGUGUUUCACCCCAAACACAGACGUUGCUUAUUGGGGGUCCUACAGUGCUACAACGAAUUUGACAGUCAUUCCAGAUACGCUCAGUGCAACAUCGGUACCCCAGACCCUGAGUAAAGUAGAAGGUGACUCUCUAGAGCUGCUGUGUGAGGUAUCAAAGCAAACCUUACAGCACACGCAUGUGGCUGUCUCAUGGUACCUACAGAAGGGAGGUCAGAAUCUCAAGGUCAUCUCUCUAACGCAAGAACUCAUUCUGGAAGCUGGAGAAGUGUAUAAGCGAAGGCAGGCAUUGGGAGAUGUACGCCUGGACAAGAUUGGAGCCACCUCAUACAAAUUAACCAUCGACAAACUGCAGACAUCAGAUGAGGGGGAGUUUUAUUGUGAAGCCAGAGAGUGGAUCCAAGACCCGGACAAUGCCUGGUAUGACCUGAACAACAAGGGCACAGACAAAACUGUGGUGAACAUUAAAAGCAUAGGUAAGGAGUUCCGUGCUCGGAUUGAAGCCACUCCAGCCAGCAUCAAUGUUGGAGCUUCAUUGGAAGUAGUCUGCAUUGUCGAAGCUCAGAACACUCCCGACCGCCACUUCUCUGUCACCUGGUUCUUAAAAAACAAGGAAAUAAUUCGCUUGGGACCCAAUGCAGUGCCAGUGUUUCAUGGUGAAUAUUUCAACAGAGAGAAUCUGGGGAAGGUGAAGGUCAAUAAGAAAAGCAACUCAGAGUAUCUUCUAAAGAUCUAUCAGGUUCAAAUGGAAGAUGGUGGCGUAUAUUACUGUCAGGUGGAAGAGAGUGAGCAGAUAUCAUCGGGAGCCUUUUCUACCAAGAAAUCAGAGGAAGUUACAGUCACCGUCGAGAGACCACAGGCAAACCUGAAUGUGGUUAUCAGCCACAAAACAGUCCAACUCUUGGAAGGCGACUCUCUUGAGAUCACUUGUGACAUCCAGUCGACGACUGGAAGCCAUGGCCAGCUCUCUGUAGAUUGGCAAUUCCUGAGCAGCAAGGGUGAAACCAGCAAAAUCAUCAGCAUGGACCAGGAUGGCACCCAGGUUACUGCUGAAUCAUACCGUAAGCGCGAUGUCAGGAUGGCGAGGGUGCAAUCGGAUGCCUUCAGUUUGGGGAUUUAUAAUCUGAUGACAUCAGACAGUGGGCAGUACACAUGUAAAGUGGUGGAAUCAGAAGCAGAGUCCAAGCAACUAACUGGCGAGUACGUCAGCAACAGUACAGUCUUGACCAUUGAACCACUUGAAAACAAUUUCAAAGUUACUGCAAUGACCAGGACGCCAGCAGUGAAGUACAAUGAUACUUUUAAACUCCAGUGUGUCAUUCAACCCAGGUAUCCUUCCCAUGUGAUAGUAUCUGUAAUCUGGAAGUUCCAACCUAACUCAUCCACAGACAGCUACAAUCUGGUCACUUUCACACCCAAAACUGCUAUUGAAUGGGGGGACAAGGUGGAUAACUUCAAGACAAAGACCUCGGUGGUGAAAACAGUGUCCAAUAUUUUCCGUCUGAGCGUCUCCAGGGCAAGCCAUCUGGAAGCUGGGAAAUUCCUGUGUAUGGCUCAAUUAUGGGUGAGAGAGAACACAGGGGAGAUUGUCAUGAAAGCUAGCAAAACGUCAAACAUCCUCCAGGUGAAGGUUACACCCCCAGUGAGCAAAUUACAGGUCAACAAGGAGAUCAGAAACAUAGAGAAAAGGAUUAAUGAUAUCGUCGAGGUUGAAUGCAGAAUUUCAGCUCAAACACAGAAUGAUUCACAAUUUGCAGUAACGUGGCUCUUCAGGAAAGCACAGGACUCUAACACUGGGGAUGAAAACCUUCUGCAAACUGAUCGCAAUAAUAUCAUCCAGUACUACGGUGAGCUGCUCACGGACACUCAGAAGAAGAUGAAAUUCCAGGGGGAGAAGACCUCUAACGGGGUGUACAAACUGAUUGUACAGAAAACGGAUGUGACCGACAGUGGGAGAUACCACUGCCGCGUGGAGGAAUGGCUCUCAGACCCCAACAACGUGUGGUACAAAAUAGGAGAGGAUAUGUCGGGGGUGACAGAUCUUCAAGUCCUUAGAGCAGGUGUGAAAUUACAACUCAGUAAAACGAAUAGCACAGUGACGACCAUCGAGGAUGAUGUUGAAAUUAAAUGUAAUAUCGAGAGUCAGUUACAGAGGCAGUCACAAUUCUCAGUCAUGUGGUACUACAACCAAGAACAGGAACCAGAUUCCAAGGGAAUAAGCCUUCUUAAAACCGAUCACAAUAAUAUCCUGAUCCAGUACCCAAAGUCGCAGAUGGGUGCCCAGAAGAUGAAAUUUCAGAGCAUAAAGGUUUCCAACAGCAAGUUCAAGUUGAUCAUUCAGAAACCAGAGCCCAGGGACAGCGGUGUUUACUAUUGUCGUGUGGAAGAGUGGGUCUUAAACGCUCAAAACGAAUGGUACAUUCAAGGGGACGAUUUGUCUGGAUUAACAAAGCUUGAGGUCCAAGCACCAGAAAGCAGAUUACAAGUGUACAAAACUGAGGUAAGUAUCAGUGUACAGUCAAAGGAGCUGUUCCACCUUCAUUGCAACAUCACCUCCCAAACCAAGGAUGAUUCCCAAUUUGCUGUGUCCUGGUUUACUUUGAAAGCAAACCAGGGAGCUCACGAAAAGAAAAACCAAGAGGUUUUAAAAAUCAAUCACAAUUCUGUCUUUGAGUAUGGAGCUGAGGGGAUGAAGGACAGGCUACAGCUUGAGCGACUCUCCAAUAGAUUGUACAGCUUGACAGUGCACAACGCCAAUACGGGCGACAGUGGGAUCUACUAUUGUGAUGUGGAAGAGUGGAUUCAAAGUGUCAACAACACCUGGUAUAAACUAGGGGAGGCGCAAUCUGGAUUGGCCAUGGUUACGGUAGAAACAAUAGCUCCUACUCUUCACUCAAACAUCUGCGCAUCAGAGUCCAUGUUCUACUUCAUAUUUAUCUACCCAUUUAUCAUUUUCGUGGCUCUCAUUGCACUUUCAAUAUAUUUUUACCUCCGGCCGAAGAAACCAAAAAGAUCUGUCAAUGAUAAGAUCUUCUGGACUCCCAUUGAGAAAAUAAUGGGAGAGCCCAAGUUGGAAGAAGAUUUGACCCUGAAAUAAUGUGCUAUGGAACACCGUUAUUGUAAAAGCUUAAACGCCCUUUGAAAAUUUCACCUGUGACUGUUACUGCUAUUGAAAAUUACGUAAAAGGAGCAGCUAAUAGUACGGCUGGUGAAGAAGAAGAAGAAGAAGAACAGGAGGAAAAAGAAAAAAAGGAAGCUUAAAUGAGGAUAAUUCAAUCACUUUAAAGUGGAGGCGCAUGUUCAGGUGAUUCAUUCAUCUGAAAGAUUACAUCCGCUUUUUCUAAUAUUGAAAAAAAAGUAAUUUGACUUGAAUUGGGAAUUCUUGCCUUCUAAGAGAUUUUUUUUAAAUACGGCCUCUUUGUUGUCUACAAUAUGAUAUGGAAUCUCAGUUUUUCUCCAAGCCGAACAGCUGUAUAAUAUGCCAGCUUCACAUUACCGCCAGAAUUUGUGCUAUCGCAAUUCAGCAGCAACACAGUCUUAACAACAUUCCUAGCCCAAUAUUCUUUACAAUUUGCUGCCCGGUGCUCAAAGGGUAAAUGCAUUGCAUUGUGUGGUGUACUGAGAUAUAGAGAACAGGAAAGUCCCAAGAUUCGAUCCCUGGUCUAUCAUGAGUUAGUUGGCCUGAGUUGUUUAGCAAUGAGGUUGCUGUGAUCUUACUGAAUGUCACUGAUCCAGAGAGGGAAGGAGUUAAAUCAGAACAAUUCCUUUUUGUUCACUAGCAAAGUUCUGCUGGAACGGGAGAAUAUGUGGAUGCCUGGUGAAGAUAGGGGGGCGGUUUGGCUGUAAUACACCCAUGGUCGUGGCUAAUUGAAGGAGAAGUAGCAUUUCAACCGGGGUACUGUUGGGAUUCUUAGAACAGAACCCAAGCAUGAAUCAUUGCCUCAGGGUAGGAGAGAAAAAGUAAUGCUGCCUCAGGGGAAGCUUUGUUCGGAUAAUUUAUCUGAGAGCAAUGCUACGUCUUGUUUUUAUUUGAACAUGUAAAGAUUUGAUCUAUAUAUAUGUGUUUGUAUAUAUAAAUUGAAGUUGUUUUAUUCUUGAAGCCAGACUUUUAUUCAAAUGCAAAGCGUUCUACGUUUUCUAAUUUAAAGUUCCACUUUUUUUGUGCGUUUGCUAAGAAAAACUAUUUUUGUUGCCUUGAUUUUUUUGUUACAAUAAUAAAAUUUUAAA
Molecule: messenger RNA, 4728 nt
Organism: Callorhinchus milii (elephant shark)
Lineage: Eukaryota; Metazoa; Chordata; Chondrichthyes; Chimaeriformes; Callorhinchidae
Product: immunoglobulin superfamily member 3
Exons: 10
Coding region: 107-3598 (1163 amino acids)
Source: RefSeq, a predicted model, not a curated record